UUCCCAGUUCAUUUAAAUUACACAUGCUGUUGUUAUAUGACGUAGCCGAUCAAUCAAUAGAUCUGCUUUUGUUUGCGUUCAAUGGCAAGGGAGAAUUUUAUUCUGCUUUUUAAAUAUCGCAAUCCUCUUCGCCCAUAAGACGUAUUUUGAACACGUUGUUGACUUUCGAACGAAUACCUUUGUAUUUUUUACUAUGCAUAAGGAAUGAGUGGUGAUAAGAGUCAUAUCUUUUAAGGCCCGACUUAAAUCGUUCAGGUCCAAUACGUUUACCUGAAAUGAAUGGACUAUAGUCUCACUCAUUUGCCAGGUGUGUGGGAAGUGUGUGGUAUAAUAUUUUGACACUUACAAGUUUUGGAAUUCAAAAUGUCGGAUCUUGAAAGUGGAAUGGAGGAUCGCAAUAAUAGUGAAGAAAGUGUGAUCGAGGAAAAACUGAAGUCGGAUUUUUCUGAGGUGUUAGAUCGAUUAGAUGAAAUUAAGAUCGAUGCUGAUUUAGAAAUGUCAGAAGUGACGAGAACUGAGGAGGAACACGAGGAAGAGGGGUCAGAAACUCUGUCCACGGGGGCUAGUUCUUCCACCUCAGAAGUUACCGGUGACAAAGAAAGUACAGGCAGCGGCCAGGAUGUAUCCCCAGAGAGUAAAACCCCAGAAAAGAGCGUACCAAAACGCCAAUCGUCCGAGAAGGACAAGAAGAAAGGGGAUUCUGUGUUAUCGAAGCUUCGAAAACUUACCAAGUUUGACAAAGCUCCUAAAAGCAAGGCGGUGACGACUCCUGACUCUAAAUUUCUCACUAUACGUGUAGACAAACUACCACAGAUUUUCGUAGCAAAAUAUCUUGGAAAGAAAGAAGUGAAAGGCUUAUUUGGACUUCAUCAUGUGCGAAAACCGGUGGAUGAGCUCGUUAGAGUGGUUAAAGACAGUUUGUUGGCAAAUGAGAAAGUGGAGUUGCCUCUGACUUACGUGGUCAUUUCUGGUCGAGGAAUUGACAUCAGGGAGCACAAGGCCAAUACUGUCAAGGACAAGGUCAAUUAUGGACUCAUACCCAUCGACUUCAUUUCCUACGGUGUCCAAGAUCUAAAGUACUGGAAAGUGUUUACUUUCAUUGUAGUGAAUCAAUUGUCCUCACGGACCAAAGAAAUGGAAUGUCACGCUUAUAUGUGCGAUUCUACAGCAAACUGUCGACGGAUGGCUCUGGCAUUGGGAGUUUCAUUUAAUGUGUACAAAAACAAAUUGGCGACCGAAGGAAAAGCACAUAAUUUUCAGGUGGAAUUGAGACCUCCGGACGAACUUGCCGAUGAGUUUGGAAAGGAUUUCGAAGCUUGAUCAUAACAAUAUUUUUCUAAGGGAAAAUGUUAUUUGUGUUCAACAUUUUUUAAGACUAAGUUGCAAUGAGAGUGUACUAUAAACUUGCCAUUUACUCAUGAAAGUGUCCAAGUAUUUAUUCGAAUUGUUUAAGUCAUUUCUUGUCAUAUAAUAUGAUUGAUAAUUUGGAAUCUAAUACGAAAUUUGUGUCAAACUGAACGAAUCAGUUAGCAUGACCGAGUACUCCCUGAACUGCAAAAGAUGUCCAUGUAUACCGGUAUAUGAGGUACGCACCCGGUUUUGGUUACAAGGUACAACAAUGACGUUGUUGUUGUUUGCGGUUGACACAAUGACCUGUUCAGAUCACCUUAAUUUUAAAGUGUAGGAUCAAGUUACAACUGCAAUUCAUUGUUACAACAAUAGGUACCAUUCAAACGCUAGAAUUUUCUCUCCAGUCCUGUCUAUAAAAGGGCAAAAUCACUGAAGCAAACGGUGUCAAUAUUCAAGUAUUGUAUGUAUAAUUCAUGCCUUUGGCUGUAACAAGAUAAAAUCUUGUGUAUAUGUUACUUUUAUUUAAAAUGCAGUCAUGUACUCUCCUGAUCAUGAGGACAAAUAUUUUUACAUUUAAUCAUAUUUUAUAAAUGGCCAACGACCUAUGUUAUUGCUUUACAUUUUAACUUAUCAGGGACAGGGCUUUUGUUUCUUUUUAUGAUGGAAAUACAUUAUCUACAAGAGAGAAAAUUAUUAUUCUGUUGUU
Saccostrea cuccullata (small rock oyster) is the source of this 2056-nucleotide messenger RNA. RefSeq lists its product as uncharacterized. The record is from RefSeq and is a predicted model, not a curated record. The transcript has a single exon. Bases 364 to 1320 code for a protein of 318 amino acids. Lineage: Eukaryota; Metazoa; Mollusca; Bivalvia; Ostreida; Ostreidae.